Messenger RNA from Pipistrellus kuhlii (Kuhl's pipistrelle), 2483 nucleotides. It is a transcript of the gene VIPR2, whose product is annotated as vasoactive intestinal peptide receptor 2. Lineage: Eukaryota; Metazoa; Chordata; Mammalia; Chiroptera; Vespertilionidae. Bases 39 to 1376 code for a protein of 445 amino acids. Gene Ontology annotation, cellular component: plasma membrane. Gene Ontology annotation, biological process: adenylate cyclase-modulating G protein-coupled receptor signaling pathway; cell surface receptor signaling pathway. The transcript is spliced from 13 exons. Gene Ontology annotation, molecular function: peptide hormone binding; vasoactive intestinal polypeptide receptor activity; G protein-coupled peptide receptor activity. The record is from RefSeq and is a predicted model, not a curated record.
GCCCAGGCUGCGCCCCAUGUGGACGCGGCGGAGGCGAGAUGAGGGCGCUGGCGCUGCUGCCGCCCGCGCUGCUGACCUGCUGCGGCUGGCUGCUCGCCCCGGUGAGCAGCGUUCACCCCGAGUGCCAAGUUCACCUGGAAAUGCAGGAGGAGGAAGCAAAAUGUGCCGACCUCCUCACGGCCCAGCCAGGGGCUCACAAAGCCUGCAGCGGCGCCUGGGACAACCUCACAUGCUGGCGCCCCGCGGACAUCGGCGAGACCGUCACGGUGCCCUGCCCUGCGGUGUUCAAGGUGUUCAGCAGCCUUCACGGCAAACCAGGGAACAUCAGCAAGAACUGCACAAGCGACGGGUGGUCGCAAACCUUCCCGGACUUCAUGGACGCGUGCGGCUACCGUGACCCCGAGGACAGGAGCCAGAUCACCUUCUACGUCCUGGUGAAGGCCACCUACACCCUGGGCUACAGCGUCUCCCUGGCUUCCCUGGCCACAGGCAGCAUCAUCCUCUGCCUCUUCCGGCGGCUGCACUGCACCCGGAACUACAUCCACCUCAACCUGUUCCUCUCGUUCAUCCUGAGGGCCAUCUCAGUGCUGGUCAAGGACGGUGUGCUGUACUCCGGCUCCAGCACCCUGCACUGCCCCGACCAGCUGGCCUCCUGGGUGGGCUGCAAGCUGAGCCUGGUGUUCUUCCAGUACUGCAUCAUGGCCAACUUCUCCUGGCUGCUGGCGGAGGGGCUGUACCUGCACUCCCUGCUGGCCGCCAGCUUCUCCCGCGACCGCAGUCUCCAGACCUACCUCCUCAUCGGGUGGGGCAUCCCCGCCGGAUGCACAGCCGCGUGGGCCGUGGCCAGGCUCUGCUUGGAAGACACGGGUUGCUGGGAUACCAACGAGCACAGUGGCCCCUGGUGGGUGAUCCGAACCCCAAUUCUAAUCUCAAUUCUCGUCAAUUUCAUUCUGUUUGUGAGUAUCUUGCGGAUUUUACUGCAGAAGCUCACGUCCCCAGAGGCCAGAGGCAGCGAGCAGUCGCAGUACAAAAGGCUGACCAAGUCCACGCUGCUGCUCAUCCCGCUGUUCGGCGUCCACUACGUGGUGUGUGCCGUGCUGCCCACGGACGCCUCCGCCCGGUUCCAGCUGCUGUGGGAGCUGUGCUUGGGCUCCUUCCAGGGCCUGGCGGUGGCGGUUCUCUACUGCUUCCUCAACAGCGACGUGCAGCACGAGCUGCGAAGGAAGUGGCAGAGCCUGUGUCCGCGUCAGCCCUCUGGACGGGGCGGCCGGCUCCACAGCCUGUCCAUCUCCAGGACCGGCUCGGAGAGCACCCUGCCUUCCCACCGCGGCCCCCACACCCCGGCCUUCCUUCAGACGGAGACCUCGGUCAUCUAGCCGGCCGACGCGCCCGGGAGCCGGGGAGCCAGCACCGCUCGGCGCAGGUCUCCUCGUGGCUAAGCUGUUCCCUAGCAGCUGCUUGUUCGUCGCUUGGCCGUAUGGACGGACCCAUUUACAAAGAGAACAACGGGGACCAAGUGACCCGAGCAAGAGGCGCGGCCCCUGCCGGGAAGGCUCCGCCUGGACAUCGUCCUCAGAGGGAGCGGCCCCCGCAUGCCAUCCCUGCCCGCCCGGUCCCCAGGCUGCGCGGCUGCGGGCACCGGAGCCGGCGAGGACCUCUCCUGCUUCCAGGCCACAGCGCGGGAGCAGCGUGCUCCGGGUCCUGCGUUAGGGGGCUCCGCCCUGAGGGACACCGUGCGCUCCUCCAGGCCCUCCCCCGCGGCCGGGCGUUGGGCAGCAGACACGGGAGAAGGGCUCCUGAGGAAAGCAGCCCUGCCCUCUCCGUGAGGGCAGGUCUUACUGCGAGGACAGCGCUCUGAGGCCUCCGUGCACGCGGGGCGGCCGCCCGCCCGCCGGUGAGCCUGGAGGCCGUCCGGGAGCGGCCACAGGCGGAGGGAGAGGGCGGUGCGGCCACCCCCGGGGAGCACCUGGCCUGCUGCGCCCCUUACACACGCCCCUCUCCUUCCACCUGGGAGCGCGGCCACAGGGAUGGUGGCGGGAGCGGCCGGGCGGUCUGCACCCAGACACCCUGAGCCGGGCCCUCUCGCCGGCCGGGGUCACAGACGGUGUUCGCCCGCGCCGGGCUGUGCCUGGGUCACGGCGGACACAGCUUCCCUCGGCGUCAUCGCGGCCCUGAGAGCCGCACAAGCCUCCUGCCCGGGAACGGAGGGCGCUUUGCUGGUAGUUGACAGGAGACGUGACCAGCCGCUGUAUCGUUUUAAAAUGUAUAUGUGUGUGUGCCUGUGUAAACAGCUCAGUAAACCUGUCAUAUCUGCCCGUGUGUCAGAAGCCCCUUGGAGCCCUGGGCCUCACGCUGAGGAGGGACGACCCCCGUCUGAGGCCGCCCGGACGAGGGAGCGGUCGUGGGCAUGCUCCUGCGUGGCCUCGGAAAGGCCGCCGCCCGUGCUGCUGCAGCUGACGGGCGUACGCGGGGCGGCUGCUCAG